Messenger RNA from Symbiodinium natans, 357 nucleotides. The record is from the annotation of a GenBank genome assembly. NCBI's taxonomy places the organism in Eukaryota, Dinophyceae, Suessiales, Symbiodiniaceae.
AUGCGAGGCCUGCGGUUGCUUCGGCUGCCGUGGGUACAGCGUGCCAAUGCUGCUGCGUUGAGUUUUGGUCCACCAGACGCCUUAGGCAACACUUACGCCAACAGCCGUCGUGUGGCGUCUGCUAUGCUGAGGCGGACCUUGGAUGUGAGGCGCCGCAUCCUGAUGUCGAUGAUGGCUGGCGCCCGCCGAGUACGGUUGCUGGACCACGUCCAUGGUGGGCUACUCUCCAGCCUACUGCCCGGUCUUCCGUUGCCCCACCCAUGUCACUGCCUUUGCCGCCGUACGUUUGUCAUUUUGCCAGGGCAUGUCGGGAUUGGGACUUUGAGAAAAUUAGGCAAUUUUCAGGAGCCACCUUAG